CUAUGAAUGUAAGGAAUGUGGAAAGGCUUUUUAUUGGUCGCCAUCAACUUACUGUACAUCAAAAGGUUCAUACUGAUGAGAAACCCUACGAAUGUAAGGAAUGUGGAAGGACUUUUAAAGUACAUGUACAUCUUAACACAACAUCAGAAAACUCAUGUUGAUGUGAAACCCUAUAAAUGUAAGGAAUGUGGAAAAACUUUUGGUCGUGCUUUAUACCUUGUACAACAUGGAAGAAUUCAUACUGGUGACAAACCCUAUGAGUGUAAGGAGUGUGGGAAGGCCUUUAGUUCUGGCUCUUACCUAGUUCAGCAUCUGAGAAUUCAUACUGGUGAGAAGCAUUAUGAAUGUAAGGAAUGUGGAAAAGCCUUUACUGUCUAUGGACAGCUUAUUGGACAUCUGAGUUCAUACUGGCGAGAAACCCUCUAGGAAUGUGG
Hyaena hyaena (striped hyena) is the source of this 434-nucleotide messenger RNA. Its product is annotated as zinc finger protein 30-like. The coding region runs from base 16 to 426 and encodes 136 amino acids. The record is from RefSeq and is a predicted model, not a curated record. NCBI's taxonomy places the organism in Eukaryota, Metazoa, Chordata, Mammalia, Carnivora, Hyaenidae. Gene Ontology annotation, biological process: regulation of transcription by RNA polymerase II. The transcript has a single exon. Gene Ontology annotation, molecular function: DNA-binding transcription factor activity, RNA polymerase II-specific; RNA polymerase II cis-regulatory region sequence-specific DNA binding.